Nicrophorus vespilloides is the source of this 2599-nucleotide messenger RNA. It is a transcript of the gene Pkc98E, whose product is annotated as protein kinase C. The record is from RefSeq and is a predicted model, not a curated record. The transcript has 6 exons. Gene Ontology annotation, molecular function: ATP binding; diacylglycerol-dependent serine/threonine kinase activity. Bases 376 to 2529 code for a protein of 717 amino acids. Lineage: Eukaryota; Metazoa; Arthropoda; Insecta; Coleoptera; Silphidae. Gene Ontology annotation, biological process: protein phosphorylation.
GAACGGUUGGCAGGAAUGUUUGCGUUGCCAGAUUGGGUUAAAGUUACCAAUUUUUAGUAGGUCAACAGAUCGAUUUAAUUCGCUGGUGAUUAUUGGGGCUGGUGAGUGGAUGCGGUGCGUUCGGGCUGUAGAAAUGCAAGUGUCGAAUGUUUUAGAUGUAUCGGAGCUGUGCUUUCUGAUACUCGAGUGGUAACUGUGACUGUGGUGGAGGUCGCGAGGUAUUCUGGGAGGAGCUGCUCCAACGAUCUUCCAUAUCUGUCAUCUCGGGCAGUGCAAGAAAAAGAACCGUGAGGGUUUUCCGUUCCGAGAGAUUUCCUUUUGGUAUGUAGUUGGUGACUCGUCGAAGAAGAAGAAGGGAAACCAACAGCUCCUACGAUGUUUACGGGCACGUUACGCUUGAAGCUUUGCGAAGCGACGGGGCUUAGACCCACCGACUUCCAGAAGCGUCAUAACAUGACGUUUGGGAAACCUGAGGAGCAGCUGAUCGACCCGUAUAUUACCAUAGACGUGGAUGAGUCCCAUGUGGCUCGGUCCACUACCAAACAGAAGACCUUUGAUCCUACUUGGAAUGAGGAGUUCGAUCAUCAGGUGGAGAAUGCCAAAACCCUUACACUGACAGUGUUCCAUGAUGCUGCUAUACCACCGGAUGACUUUGUUGCAAAUUGCUGCAUACCAUUUGAAGAUGUUGUGAACAAGAAGAAGGAUGAGCUAGAUUUUUGGGUUAAUCUUGAACCUAAAGGCAGAUUGCACAUUCAGAUUGAACUGAAAAACAUGAUUGGUAAAAUAACAAUAUAUUGUUUGUUUAUAUUUUCUUUUGUUAUUGUUGUUAUAAUAGAGUUUCAGGGUGCUAAGCCAAGGGAGUUCAAGGAACGUCAGGGCUUUAACAGGCGUCGCGGUGCUAUGCGACGCCGUGUGCAUCAAGUUAAUGGACACAAAUUCAUGGCUACGUUUUUGCGCCAGCCAACAUUCUGCUCCCAUUGUAAAGAAUUCAUAUGGGGUCUGGGAAAACAAGGCUAUCAGUGCCAAGUGUGCACCUGCGUGGUCCAUAAAAGAUGUCAUCUUCUGGUGGUCACUAAAUGCCCUGGCAUGAAGGAUGAGUCGAGUUUUCAGAGUACUCGCUUCAAUGUGAACAUCCCACAUCGAUUCGUCGUCCACAAUUACAAACGGUUCACAUUCUGCGAUCAUUGCGGUUCAUUGCUUUACGGCUUAAUAAAGCAAGGUUUGCAGUGUCAAGUUUGUAGCUUGAAUGUACACAAACGUUGCCAGAAGAAUGUGGCCAACAAUUGUGGAAUCAACACCAAGCAAAUGGCUGAAAUCUUAAAUGCCAUCGGUGUCUCUCCAGAUAAGCAGACGCCAAGACGUAGCAAGUAUGUGUCGUCCGGUGGAAACGGCGGACAGGCUGAAGGAGGAGCCGAAUCUCAGAUUGGAGUUGGAGACGAUCCAGAGCUUCAAGAUCUCGCAAAAAUGGUCGAAGAAAAGCUGCACAACAACGGCGAUUCUCAAGAUAAGAUAGGAUUAAAUGAUUUCCAUUUCAUAAAAGUGUUAGGCAAGGGUAGCUUCGGUAAAGUAAUGCUCGCCGAGAAGAAGGAAACCGAAGAAGUGUAUGCAGUAAAAGUAUUGAAGAAAGAUGUAAUCAUUCAGGAUGAUGACGUCGAUUGCACAAUGACGGAGAAAAGGAUUCUAGCGCUGGCCGCUAAACAUCCCUUCCUGACAGCUCUGCAUUCUUGCUUCCAAACGUCCGAUCGGCUUUUCUUUGUUAUGGAAUACGUGAAUGGUGGCGAUCUGAUGUUUCAAAUUCAAAGAGCGCGGAAGUUCGACGAGCCAAGGGCUAGAUUCUAUGCGGCCGAGGUCACACUCGCGCUCCAGUUCUUACACAAACACGGUGUUGUAUAUCGUGAUCUCAAAUUGGAUAAUAUAUUAUUGGAUGCCGAAGGACAUUGCAAGCUGGCCGACUUUGGUAUGUGCAAGGAGGAUAUUUUAGAGGGCGCCACGACUACCACAUUUUGCGGCACACCCGAUUAUAUUGCUCCAGAGAUUCUGCAAGAAUUGGAGUACGGAGCAUCUGUUGAUUGGUGGGCACUUGGUGUAUUGAUGUAUGAGAUGAUGGCUGGCCAACCGCCGUUCGAAGCCGACAAUGAAGAUGAUCUCUUCGAGUCAAUCUUACAUGACGACGUACUAUAUCCUGUUUGGUUGAGCAGGGAUGCCGUUAGCAUUUUGAAAGGAUUCAUGACUAAAAAUCCCAGCAAGAGACUGGGUUGUGUUGUAGCACACGGCACCGAACAAGCUAUUCGUGCGCAUCCAUUUUUCAGAGAAAUGGAUUGGAACGCUUUGGAACAACGCAAAGUGCGUCCACCAUUCAAACCAAAAAUUAGCAAGAAAGAUGCAUUGAAUUUCGAUGCAGAAUUUACCAAAGAAGAGCCGGUGCUCACACCCGUAAAUUCAGAAGUAUUGAGAUCUAUCAAUCAGGAAGAGUUCAAAGGAUUUUCGUUCGUAAAUCGUGAUUUUAACCCAGGCCGCUUCACAGACUAACUACGUGCAAUAUAGCUUUCAUUUCUAGGUUGUAAUCUUACCAAAGAUUAAAAAAAAAAUGUAUAUGUAU